Gopherus flavomarginatus (Mexican gopher tortoise) is the source of this 2241-nucleotide messenger RNA. RefSeq names its product N-acetylated alpha-linked acidic dipeptidase like 1 (gene NAALADL1). The coding region runs from base 1 to 2241 and encodes 746 amino acids. Lineage: Eukaryota; Metazoa; Chordata; Testudines; Testudinidae. The record is from RefSeq and is a predicted model, not a curated record. Gene Ontology annotation, molecular function: carboxypeptidase activity. The transcript is spliced from 19 exons.
AUGAGCUGGCUGAAGAUCCUAGGGGCCGUGAUCGUGGGGGCCCUGCUGCUGACGGUUGGAAUUCUGUUGGGCCACUUUGCCAUCCCCAAAGGGGGGAAUGGCCCGGGAGCGCCCAGCUGGGUGCAGACCGUGGGCCGGGAUCUGAAUGAAUCUCUGCUGCAGAGCUUCAUGGAUCAGGUGGACAGUGGGAAGAUCCGGGAGAAUCUGAAGGCCCUGGCCUCCCAGCCGCACAUGGCUACAACGAAGGGGGAUGAGGAGCUUGUGAAGCUGCUGCUGAGGCGCUGGCUGGACCCACAGAUCGGUCUGGACAGUGCCAGCGAGGACGUGUACGGCGCUUUCCUGUCCUUCCCUGACCCACAGAGACCCAACAGCGUGGCCGUGGGUGUGUGUGGGCAAAACAGCAGCCAGAUCUUCUCAACUCGGCGCAGCGAGAAGAACGUGACAGCAGACCAGGCCCAUGCAGAUGUGGUUCAGCCCUAUGCUGCCUACGCCCCCCCUGGGAACCCCAGGGGGAGGCUGGUCUAUGCCAACCAGGGCAAGCGCAGUGAUUACCUGGAGCUGGUCAACAUGGGCAUCAACCUGAAUGGCACCAUUGCCAUCACCCGCUACGGGGGGGCCGGCCGUGCCGACAAGGCAGUGAACGGGGCAGAGUUUGGUGUGGCUGGUGUGGUGGUGUAUACAGACCCUGCGGAUAUCAAUGAUGGGCGGGCAUCCGAGGAGGAGACCUACCCCAACUCCUGGUACCUGCCCCCCUCUGGUGUGGAGCGGGGCUCUUACAGCAGGUACUUCGGGGACCUGCUCACCCCCUACUAUCCUGCCAAAGAAUUCACCUACAGAAUCAAGGAGUCAGAGAUCCAGGGGAUUCCGCCGAUCCCAACCCAGCCAAUUGGUUUUGAAGAUGCCCAGACGCUAAUCUGUAACCUGUCUGGCCCUGUGGCACCCGCGUCCUGGCAGGGCUCUCUGGGCUGCUCCUACCAUGUGGGGCCAGGAUUCCGCACAGGGGGACUGUUUCCCAACACCAGCGACGUCCAGGUAAACGUCCACAACCAGAGAGUCAUCAGGAACUCUUCCAACGUGAUGGGCUUCAUCCGGGGCAGCGAGGAACCUGACAGGUACGUCCUGUACGGCAAUCACCGGGACAGCUGGGUGCAUGGAGCCAUCGACCCGAGCAGUGGGACAGCUGUCAUGCUGGAGAUCACCCGCGUGCUGGGCAAGAUGCUGAAAGAAGGGAAGUGGCGCCCCAGAAGAUCCAUUAUCUUUGGCAGUUGGGGGGCUGAGGAGUUUGGUCUGAUCGGCUCCACUGAGUACACGGAGGAAUUCUACAGCAAACUGCGGGAGCGGAGUGUGGCCUAUAUCAACGUGGACAUCUCCGUCUUCGCCAACGCCACCCUGAGAGCCCAGGGGACGCCACCUGCCCAGAGCGUCAUCUUUGCAGCUGCCAAGCAGGUCCAAAACCCGGCCAGCUCCUCCGUGUCCGUCUAUGACAACUGGAGAAACCACUUCAACCGCAUCAGCCCCAGCUAUGGCGUAAUUCCCAACUUAGGGUCCCUGGGUGCCGGGAGCGACUAUGCCUCCUUCAUCCAUUACCUGGGCAUCACCUCCAUGGACAUCGCCUACACCUAUGACAGGAACAAGACAUCUGCUCGGAUCUACCCCACCUACCACACGGCCUUCGAUACCUUCGACUAUGCUGACAGGUUCAUUGACCCAGGGUUCACCAGCCACCAGGCUGUGGCCCGGACAGUCGGCAAUGUGCUGCUGCGGCUGGCCGACAGCCUCGUCCUCCCCCUCAACGUGAGCGACUAUGGAGAGAAGCUAGAUGAGCUGUACAGCGCAGCUGCCCAGGGGGACUUCCUGGCCAACCUCAAUGCCAACAAUCUCUCUCUCGACCCUUUGAAGGCUGCGAUUGGUCGGUUCAAAUCAGUGGCUGCUAACUUCAACCAGCGGAUAACGAAGCUGGAGGAGGAGGAGUCUCCCAGUCCUCUCCAGAUCCGGAUGGUGAAUGACCAAAUUAUGCUGCUGGAAAGGGCCUUCCUCAACCCUCAGGCCUUCCCCAACCAGUACUAUUACAGCCAUGUGAUCUGGGCGUCCAAAUCCUCUGACCAGGCCACCUUCCCAGGACUGGCCGACGCCUACACCAGUGCCCUGGAGACAGGGGACUGGGACCAAGUCCGGAAGCACCUCACCAUCGUCGUGCAGGCUGUGGAGAGCGCUGCCUCCACCUUGGAAGCCGUGGCCUAA